AUUCUUGGCCACCAAACCGGCCAGCUGUGGAACCAGCCCGUUGUCCCCGCCCGCCGAGUUUUCCCCACGGGGUUCCCCUCCCCGUGCGUCAGACCCGUUGCAGGCAGCGAUCUCCCUGUUCCACUCCUACACAAUUCGAUCGAUCCGACUUCACGGCUCAUGGCUGGCUCUACCGGGGCUAUCUCCUCGUUCUGAUUUGCGAUCCCUUUCCUUGCCGAUGACGACUGUCUACAUCCUCCGAUCUGAUGAGCGGUGUUGACCAGUGCCGGAUCUCUACGGGUCAUCUUCGGGGUGUUGGUUAAGGCUCGAGGAAUACCCAGCGCGAGGAGAAGCUGCGGGAGUAACCCGCACGGUACAUCUGCCGACUCUCCGGCAAAAUGACCUUGGCUGUUGCCGCAGUGACUCCCCUCGGCCAAGGGCCCAAACGCAUCGACGGGGACAUCAUGGCGGAAGACGAUGCCCUCCAGGCCGCUCUCAAUGGCGUCUCACGGAAGCGGAAGAGGGCUCGAAAGAUCCAGACGGACCGCAAGUAUGAUUGUGGUUUUGAGGGAUGCGGCAAGAGUUACUCGCGAGCGGAGCAUCUGUACCGCCACCAAUUGAACCACACCCCCAAGCAGAUUUACCGAUGUGACUUCCCCGAUUGCCAUCGGUCCUUUGUGCGACAGGACCUGUGUGUCCGCCAUCGCGAACGCCAUACCACCGAAGGGUCCCAGUUGCAGAAGCGGGAUCAUUUUGCUCAGACAGCAGCAAGCAACAGUAGCCCUCCAAAGCACGCGACUCAGAUCAUGCCUCAGAUGACUUCCAAUCUCUCGAGCAUUUCUUUACCAUCGCCCAAGUACCCCUCGACUCAAACAUCAAUGGAGGGGCGAAUGGAUCCUGCACCUUCGUCCAGUGGGAUAACCCCGCAUCUCCCUGUGUCCUCAUCUGCAGGAUCUGCUGGCAGUCAGUCGUUUAACUAUCAGUCGAUAGUCCAACAUGGCGUCGAGCUGUCUGAUCCCACAUUUUCCCAAUACUCGCGGUCCAACAGCCUAAGCAACCACACUCUCAGCUCCCCACCGGGACAGUCAAGUACGACAUUCAGUCCCCCAGAUCUACCAGCGGCACCCCAUAUCAUGCCCAAAGGUCCCGCCAUGCCCUCGACUAGCUCGGGCAAACUGGGCCAAAAUACGCGAUCGCGCCACUCGCUGGCCGAAUCGGUCAUGACGAACGACAUGGAUGGGCCAGCAUACGCAGGCUUACAGAUGCCCGUUGGACGGUACGCAGAUAUGUCGAUGGCACCAGCAACGUCUUCAACCUCGGCAUCUCUAGACCACGCAGCUACUAUAGGGGCAUUGGAUUCCAUCUCUGGAAUGAUGACAUCUGCGUCUACAAUGGGGGAGGCCGGCUUUGACUCGUUGGCUUCCUGUGUCUACCCGGUAUUCGGCGGCGAAGCUCACAACCGGUCGCCCUUUGCAAUGACCGAGGACUUCACCGCAUGGCUGUUCAACGACCCCGUCACAGGAGCAUCGUCAAUGGGCUACCCAGCAACCACCAACGUGGUGCCAAACUACUUGGAUGCCGUGCAACUACAGAACCAGUUCUUCCUCAACGACCCGGCGUAUGGCAGCUUCCUGAGUGGCGUCAUUCCGCAUCACCCCAUGAGCGUCACCAGUAUCCUGGAUCCGGGGUCGCCACGAGCCAUCAUGUCCGAGGAGAAGAGACAGGAACUCCUGGCACUCAUGGGCUCCCGAUUCAACGAGGCCGCCUACUCGGUGGUUGCGAAGCGCAAAGAUGCGUUGAUGGAUGGCGACAUGGAUGAUGACGAGCAUGUGCUCAGCUUACGCAUGAUGCAGACGUACAUCGGCUCGUAUUGGUUUCACUUCCACUCCCAGCUGCCUAUUCUGCACCGCCCGACCUUUGUGGCCGACAAGGCACCGAAUUUGCUUCUGCUGGCGGUCAUGGCUAUUGGCGCCUCCACGCUGGACAAGAUACACGGAGCGGAGGUGACGGAAGCGGCAGCUGAGCUGGCCAACUUCAUCGCCUGGCAUCUGCGAUGGGAGCUUUUCAUGGAUGCCGAUUUCCGGCCCCCGGCUAAGCUCUGGGUGUUCCAGGCACUCCUGCUGCUGGAGGUCUACGAAAAGAUGUAUUCGACUCGCGCACUCCACGAGCGGGCGCAUAUCCAUCACGAUACAACACUGACAUUGAUGCGGCGUGGGAGCUCGCUCAUCGGCCGCUCCGCCUUGGAUUCGCCUGCGAGCCUGCGGGACGAUCGGCAGGCCCGGUCGGCCUCUGGCUCGACAAUGGCGCCUGACUUUGUGGCUGAGGAGUCGUGGACUCACUGGAUCAAGGCGGAGGCUACGAGACGAGUGGCGUUUGCGGCAUUUGUUCUGGACUCCACCCACGCCACGAUGUUUGGACACUCGGCCAAGAUGGUCGCGCAUGAGCUUCGGCUGCCGUUGCCUUGCGAUGAGGCACUGUGGUCCGCGACCAGCGCCUCCGAGGUGGCUCGUGUGCAGUCCAGCUUGCAUGCCAAUGGGGUGAAACCCGUGAUGUGUCUGGACGGGCUCAAAAAGACACUGAAUGGCCAGCGCGUCCGGACGAAUGCCUUUGGGCGGACAAUCCUCAUGGCUGGGCUGCUGAGUGUCAGCUGGCACAUGAACCAACGCGACCUGCAGCUGAGCUCCCUAGGCGGGCCGCCGGCGCUCGGGGGCCGGGAAAAAUGGCGGGCAGCGCUCCUGCGCGCCUUUGACAAUUGGCGGCGCGACUUCGAUGAGGCGUUGGGGCAGUCGGCACCAGGCACAUUCCCCGGUGGGUACCGCCCCCGAUAUCCUCUGGACGACGACAAUGUCUUCGAGUCGCGCGACGUGCUGCAUGGCCUGGCCCACAUGGCUUCGCACGUCGAUAUCGUGGAUUGUCAGAUCUUCGCUGGUGCCGGCCGGCUGAUGGGACGGGCCAUCACGCCGCGAGACUACAAGGCUGCGCGCGAGAAGAUGGUCGAUCGAUGGGCCACCAAGGCAACGGCCCGGGACGCCACAUUUUACGCCCUGAAGUUUCUCUCCGAGUGCCUGCUGGAUGAGAGACGAGCCCUCAACGAGGACGGGGAGGUGUACUCAGGCCGCGACGACUACCUGCUCAACCGGCCGUGGGUAUUGUAUAUCGCCGCACUGGUGGUCUGGUCCUACGGGUAUGCACUGGAAGGUCCGAUCAACCCUCCCGUGAGAUUCAACACGCCUGCCGAGCAGCAGCACGAUAUGCAAGAGUUCCUGCGCCGGGUGGGCGGCGUGCGCGAGCCCAGUGAUCUGGAGGGGGUCAAGGGGCGCAACCGGUGCAUGGGGCUGCUGCUGAUCCUCCGCGACGGAUUCGCCAACACCCGCUGGGAGCUGUUGACGGAGGCCGCCGACCUGCUGAGCAGUUGUAUCAACAAGCUGAAUGGGGUAUCCAAAAGUUGAUGGGAUUGUUGUCAACCUGU
Aspergillus heteromorphus CBS 117.55 is the source of this 3448-nucleotide messenger RNA. RefSeq names its product putative C2H2 finger domain protein. Lineage: Eukaryota; Fungi; Ascomycota; Eurotiomycetes; Eurotiales; Aspergillaceae. The record is from RefSeq and is a predicted model, not a curated record. The transcript has 2 exons. Gene Ontology annotation, molecular function: zinc ion binding; RNA polymerase II cis-regulatory region sequence-specific DNA binding; DNA-binding transcription factor activity, RNA polymerase II-specific. Gene Ontology annotation, biological process: DNA-templated transcription; regulation of transcription by RNA polymerase II. Bases 378 to 3428 code for a protein of 1016 amino acids. Gene Ontology annotation, cellular component: chromatin.